Oncorhynchus kisutch (coho salmon) is the source of this 1766-nucleotide messenger RNA. RefSeq lists its product as uncharacterized. The transcript is spliced from 3 exons. The coding region runs from base 99 to 1508 and encodes 469 amino acids. NCBI's taxonomy places the organism in Eukaryota, Metazoa, Chordata, Actinopteri, Salmoniformes, Salmonidae. The record is from RefSeq and is a predicted model, not a curated record.
AGUGCUCCCACGGGGGCUCCCAACUGGAUGAUACUGAAUUGAGUGUUAAAAUAUCAGAGGAGAAGCUUUGGUCAACAGCUAAGACCAUCUGCGUCAGUAUGAAGAACACACUUAAGGAUUUCUUCACAGGGCUGAAGCCACCCGGAUCCGAAAGGACAGAAAAUGCUUCUUCCAAAGAGACCCUUGGGGAAAUCCUGGUUGCUAUCCAGAGUGAAAUCUCAAACUUAGGGCGAAUGAAGGAUUCCAGGGAGCUCCUUCAGAUCAAUGAUAUGGUAGGAACCAUGCUGAAGGAGGUUGAGAAAAGUGAGGAUGACAGUGAACACGUCUGCCAAGACAUCCCUAGAACCUGUUCAUCUUUGUCCACUUCUUUAAAUGGUCGUAGUUCCUUGUCCAGCUCUUCAAAGAGUCCUAGGUCAGAGUGUGAGUUAGAGAUCAACCUCCCUGGCACUCCCAUCCCUGACGAAGUGCCUUUUGAUCUGACCUGCCCCAUCGUCAGGAGCUCCUGCAUCGACACCAGGGUCUCUAAAAUGCCAGAGAUUUCUUCAAGUGACCUAAAGACAAAGAUGAUGGCACACACAGAUGAACCCCUGCAUCGUAACAGUCCAAUGACUGACAGCAGUCGACCACCGAGUGCUAAAGCCUCUUUUCGAUCCUCCACUCCGUCUUUCACCAGCAAGGGAACCUCUUUGGUACCAAAGGGAGAUGGGAUUGACAUUGAAGAGAAGGAGGAGUGUAUCCCCAGCAGCUCUGGCCAUCUGAGGGAGCUCUUAAUCAUCCCGGACAUCAGCAGUGCCUCUGCAUUCCCACUGCAGUACUUGAUGGACUCCAGCAAAGAUGAUGUCAUCUGUUUGGUCGCCAUACUGGUGAUAAGGUUGCUAUCGGAGAUCAGACCCUCAACCCUAGAUGGACCCUCCCAACAGGCAGCAGACGUGACAGCAACAUCUCAGCAACUCAUCAGACAAGUCCUGUCUGAGUUCUGUGCUGCAUCUAGAUUCUCCAGGACACAGGCAUAUUCCCAGAACCUGAACAUCCAAAGGGUGUUCAGAGGUGUACAUAAAAACCUCAUGGAGGAGUUUGGCUCUUAUAACACCCUGCAAGCAGCUAUUUCCUCCCAGGACCCUGCAUUUGACAGAGUCCUGGUAAAGUCCUUGACCCAGCAGCUGGUACAGGGAUGCAAGGAGGCGUCAAGACCAGCUUCUGCUGCAACAAACCCAUCAGACCAGGCUGAGACAGAGAGGGGGGCUGAGCAGAAAGCAAGAAGGAGCUUCCUUUGCUUUUCAAUGACCAAACUCAGGAUCAACUUCAAGCGUUCCAAGAGAGGAAACAAAAAGGACUGCCAUUCAGUCCAGGAACAGACUGAGAUUCCCUCUACUGAUGGACAUUGCAUAGCUCCAGUUGGAGAGGUUUCUCCCUCCAUAUCUCAGCCUGUCAAAAAACGAUCCUUGAUUGUCAGGGUCUUUUCAGCAAUGAUGAAGCCAUUCAGGCGCUUCAACAAGAAGAACCUGUAACCUGUUACGCUGCAUGAGGAACUACUUUUGUAACAGCAAGACUUUUGACAAGAGGAAUUUCUGCAUGUCUACCCUUUCAAAGUAUAUUUGAUCAAAUAAAUGGCAAUGAUUUUACAAGAAUUUCAAGUGUUUUGGAAGAUUAGUAAAACUGAAGCAGCUUUUCUCAGAGAAAUGCACUAGUUCCCCCUUGGUUAUACAUUUAUUGUGCAGUUUUUGAGUUGGCAGGACUUGGGGCAGCAGGUAGCCUUGUGGUUAGAG